This is a messenger RNA of Rotaria sp. Silwood1, 813 nucleotides long. The record is from the annotation of a GenBank genome assembly. NCBI's taxonomy places the organism in Eukaryota, Metazoa, Rotifera, Eurotatoria, Philodinida, Philodinidae.
AUGAAAGCAAUACAAUGGUUUGCUUUUGGAGAUGAUGAUACUAUUUGGUUCUUAAACAAUCUUUUGCAGACAUUACAACAAUAUAAUGUAUCUAAUUCGAUCUAUUUAGGUAAUAUUUCUGAUAAAUUAGGAGCUGUUCAAUAUCAUGGAACUUAUUACGCUUAUGGAGGUGGUGGUUUUGUUUUAAGUCGACCUUUAGCAUUACGAGCAGUACAACAUAAUAAAGAUUGUCAACGAUUUACAAACAUGUGUGGUGGUGACGAGAUGAUUGGUAAGUGUAUUACUGAAGUAUUAAAAAUAAAUUUGACACGCAACAAUCAUUUUCAUCAAAUGGACCAUGACGGAGAUAUGGACGGCUAUUUGGAAAGUGGCAUAGAAGGACUCGUUUCUUUACAUCAUAUUUUCUCUUAUUGGGAACCAUUUCCUGAAGAAUACACUACCCAUCCGCACGAGACAAUGUAUCUUUUGAAACUUGCUUAUCAAACAUUUGGUAAUCAUUUUUUGAAAAGAUACGUCUGGCUGGAUUGUCGAACUAAUCGAACGUUUUUAUUGACAAUGGGAUAUUCAUUUAGUUUAUUUAAUCGAAUAUUAACAUAUGAAGAACUAAUGAAAGUGGAAAAGACAUGGUGGUGUUGUAGUGAGUUCGUCGGUAGAGAAACAAGACCAAAAGAAAAGAAUAAAAUGACUUGGUAUUUUCGAGCUGUAACAAAUGAAACUAAGAACAUUGUGAGUGGAUAUGGAGCAGUUUAUGAAAACAAACAGAAAGAUAGAAAUGUUCAGAUUCCUAGGAUAGAAAUUAUUUUAACAAAUUGA